CAGUUAAAUGCUAUUUGGAGUAAUAACAAUUUCUUUAUUUUUCAUAGCCAUUUUAUGGAAAAAAAAGUGAAGAAAUGGAAACUGCAAAUUACACCAGGGUGACAGAAUUUGUUCUCACUGGCCUAUCCCAGGCUCGGGAGGUGCAACUAGUCCUAUUUGUUAUAUUUCUGUCCUUCUACUUGUUCAUUCUUCCAGUAAAUAUUCUUAUUAUUUGCACCAUCAGGCUUGACCCACAUCUGACUUCACCCAUGUAUUUUCUGUUGGCUAAUCUGGCUUUCCUUGACAUUUGGUACUCUUCUAUCACAGCCCCUAAAAUGCUUGUAGACUUCUUUGUGGAAAGGAAGGUCAUUUCCUUUGGUGGGUGCAUUGCUCAGCUCUUCUUCUUGCACUUUGUUGGGGCCUCAGAGAUGUUCCUGCUCACGGUGAUGGCCUUUGACCGCUAUGCUGCUAUCUGCCGCCCCCUCCACUAUGCUACCAUCAUGAAUCGACGUCUCUGCUGUAUUCUGGUGGCUUUCUCCUGGAUGGGGGGCUUCAUUCACUCCACAAUACAGGUGGCUCUCAUUGUUCGACUUCCCUUCUGUGGGCCUAAUGAGUUAGACAGUUACUUCUGUGACAUCACACAGGUUGUCCGGAUUGCCUGUGCCAACACCUUCCCCGAGGAGUUAGUGAUGAUCUUCAGCAGUGGUCUGAUCUCCGUGGUGUGUUUCAUUGCUCUUCUCCUGUCCUAUGCCUUCCUCCUGGUGAUGCUCAGGAAACACUCAGGUUCAGGUGAGGGUACCAGUCGGGCCAUGUCCACAUGCUACUCCCACAUCACCAUUGUGGUGCUGAUGUUUGGGCCAUCCGUCUACAUUUAUGCUCGCCCAUUUGACUCUUUUUCCCCAGAUAAAGUGGUGUCUGUGUUCCAUACAGUGAUAUUCCCUUUGCUUAAUCCCAUCAUCUACACACUGCGAAACAAGGAAGUAAAAAUGGCCAUGAGGAAGCUGGUCAACCGAUACAUUGUAUGUAAAGAGAAGUGAAAAGUUAGCGGCAUUUUCUAUAGUCCUUCUGAGGGUUUUUGUCCUAAAGAGGAAAUAUUUGCAGUAGUAUUGCUGCCUUCGCUACCUCCUUUUGUCUGAGAUCUUAAAUCCCACUAGGUUUUCCCUCUAAUUGGUGAAAAAACAAAGAAAUUAGAUUGGAAGUAAAUUUAAUCACAGUCCCUCUGAAAUUUCUGGCCGAUCACUAUCAGAAUUUAAGAUAUAAUAAUGAUCUGCUAAAACACAUAUUUUCACUAAUUGUUUAUUGAGAGGGUUUGGCUAUGAAGAGAAUGUAUGCUGAGAAAUAAUAAAACUAAUAAGACCUGGGAGAUGUGUCCACAAUGUAUAUAAAGAAGUAAGUGGCAAUGCCAAAGAAUGCUCAAACUACAACACAA
Odocoileus virginianus texanus is the source of this 1408-nucleotide messenger RNA. RefSeq names its product olfactory receptor 4M1. The record is from RefSeq and is a predicted model, not a curated record. Gene Ontology annotation, molecular function: olfactory receptor activity; G protein-coupled receptor activity. Lineage: Eukaryota; Metazoa; Chordata; Mammalia; Artiodactyla; Cervidae. Gene Ontology annotation, cellular component: plasma membrane. Gene Ontology annotation, biological process: G protein-coupled receptor signaling pathway.